CAACCUAAGUCAAAGUUUCUCGGAAUCGUGGAUGUUUAGAUAUUUUCGCUUGGAACUGCAUUUCACUCUCAUGAGGGGAUAGCAUUUAUUCGCACGCGCUUUCAGACCUGAGCGAGAUGCCCGAAGAAGCCGCGCGAGACUCAUCCAGCUCCCCGGUAUCUCCAGCGGACAGCCUCAGCAACAGCAACAGCGACGGAGAGCACGAAAGGCCACCGAAAAGGUGCGCGAGGAAAAGACGGUCGAGCAGGAAAAACGGGGAGGAUUCCGAUAGUUCGACCCUUGGGAAAAGGGGGAAGAAGUCCAGCAAUAGCAGCAGCAGUCCUCAGUCGUUUGAAGACCUGCAGACUCAGCGUGUGAUGGCGAACGUGCGCGAGCGACAGAGAACGCAGUCGUUAAACGAAGCGUUUGCAUCGUUGCGCAAAAUCAUCCCCACCUUGCCGUCCGAUAAACUGAGCAAAAUACAGACGCUCAAACUGGCCUCCAGGUACAUCGAUUUCCUCUGUCAGGUUUUACAGAGUGACGAGCUGGACUCCAAGAUGGCAAGCUGUAGUUAUGUUGCUCACGAGCGCUUGAGUUACGCGUUCUCGGUUUGGAGGAUGGAGGGCGCCUGGUCCAUGUCUGCAUCUCACUAGUGUGCAGGGAAACUUUUUGGAGUGCAAAUGGUGAAGUUCACGCACUGGUAAACACUCGUGGAGCAGUUGUGGAUAUGCGCAUUCCUUCAGAUUCAUGGGGGAAAAUGGCAAACGUUCAACAGAGGUCAUGGCUUUUAUCUCGUGAAGGCCACGGACAGAGGACUGUUGCACGUGCGCUGCAUAUGGACUUCUUCGCAAGUGUUAUUAUUGACGACGAAUGUUGGAAAGGUGUGCUUAUGCAUGAUUUUUUAUGAAUUUUAUAAAACACUCGGUCGUGCAAAGCUUUCUUGGAGAAAGUGAAAUUGCAUCACAAGGACUCAGAAAAUGGGAAAUUAAGCCUCUAGUUCUUUUCCUGUGUAAAAUAUAAAGUUUUAGUACAAGUCUAUUUAUUUAUUGAUGACACAAUUAUUAAAAUGAAGGCAAAUGUAUUCUGUGUCAAAAUGCAUUCUUAUUUUUUGCUACUUUUGUACAUAAAUAUGUCUUUGUGUAAUAAAGAUGAAGAAUUUAAAAAUUAA
Messenger RNA from Triplophysa dalaica, 1147 nucleotides. It is a transcript of the gene twist1b, whose product is annotated as twist family bHLH transcription factor 1b. Lineage: Eukaryota; Metazoa; Chordata; Actinopteri; Cypriniformes; Nemacheilidae. The record is from RefSeq and is a predicted model, not a curated record. The coding region runs from base 117 to 632 and encodes 171 amino acids. The transcript has 2 exons. Gene Ontology annotation, biological process: developmental process; regulation of transcription by RNA polymerase II. Gene Ontology annotation, molecular function: protein dimerization activity; RNA polymerase II transcription regulatory region sequence-specific DNA binding; DNA-binding transcription factor activity, RNA polymerase II-specific.